This is a messenger RNA of Ictalurus furcatus (blue catfish), 4237 nucleotides long. RefSeq names its product ELMO/CED-12 domain containing 2 (gene elmod2). The record is from RefSeq and is a predicted model, not a curated record. The transcript has 9 exons. Gene Ontology annotation, cellular component: membrane. Bases 1408 to 2319 code for a protein of 303 amino acids. Gene Ontology annotation, molecular function: GTPase activator activity. NCBI's taxonomy places the organism in Eukaryota, Metazoa, Chordata, Actinopteri, Siluriformes, Ictaluridae.
AUUUUCCGCGCGUGCGCUAUAAACGCUUGAAUGCGUUCCAAAUAGGUUUGUAGUGCAUACAUAGGGAGACUACACUGACGUCACACUAGUGGAUUCUAGACCCUAUCUAGUGCACUAGAUAUUACUAUUGACACACAGUUAGGAUCGGGCCAUUGAGUCAGGACAGAAUACAGUUCAGACAGUUGGUUUUACGCCAGUUAGCAUUUUCGCUAACUCCGAAUUAAACACGGAUUAUUUUUCCUUUUUCACCGUGACUUAAACUUAAACUGAAGUUUUCCAAGGAUUAAUUUCCUCUUCCAGAAGCAGUGGCCGGCUGCAUUUUGCUCCUAAAUAAGUAGCAGGAUUGGGAUUUUUAGCUCGUUCAUUCAUUUGUUCAUCCAUCCAUCCAUCCAUCCAUCCAUCUCCAGGAAGCGCUUUAUCUUGCUCAGGGUUGCAUGAGGCAGGAAUAUAACCUGGAUGGGACAUCAGUCCAUCAUAGGGCAUCAUGUACACACACACCUAGGGGAAAUUUAUGGCACUUUUCCACCGCACAGUUCGACUCGGCUCGACUCGAAUCUGCUCGGUUAUUGGUGUUUUCCACUGUGGAUAGUACCUGGUACCUUUAUUUAGUACCACCUCGGUUGAGGUUCCAGCCGAGCCGAUACUAAAUAUGCACUGAGGAAGUGAGGAUUUUCCUUAACGAAUGGCUCUGUAUUGUGCCAUUUAAUACAUACUUUAUGUACGGUAAUAACCUAUUAAUUGAACUUGAUGUAUUGUUUAUUAGCGGUGGGCAGAGCGAGGCUUCGUGGAACAAAAACAGUUGAAGCAAAUGCAACAUAUUGUGUCACAACAAUCCCAUACUUGUCUCCACGGUGACACCUAGUGGUCACUUGUAGGUGUUGAUCUGAAACAACUUUGACAGCGAUUCAGACAAGCGUUGAUGAAUUAUAACCAAUUAUAAACAAUUUAUAAUUGUUUGUCAAACAAGGAAGUGUGUUGGGGAGGCGAUAGAGUUCUCGACUGGUAUGCUGUUGCCUUGGGUUCGAAUCCUGGGUGAUGUUCAGUCACUCGUCCUUUCAGAACGCGCAUUUUACCUGUUGUUUUGCCAGAAAAUCCUUACAAUAGAUGCCACUGUUGAGCGUUACACCUUUGGCGGCACUCUCACGCCAGCCUCUCUCAUCGAUAGACCAUGAUUUAUUACAUGAUCAAUUACGGUAACCCUAAUCUCAUCUGAGAUUACAGCUCUUGAUCUUCCUCUCGCAUACGUACUCCUCUGUUGUGCUCACCGUGUUCAAGAGUUUUGAAAACGUGACUUGGGUAUUGAGAAAUGGGUCCUAGCGAUUGUAAAAAAACAAAACUGUAACACAGCUUUGCUCUUCAUGACUGAUUAUCCUUUUUGAGGUUUGUGUGUGUGUGUGUGUGUUAAAGAUGAUGUUGGGGUCUAUCUGGCAGUACCUGUAUACCUCCUUUCUGCGGUUCUGGUUUAAAUGGUUUCUCAGACAAAUCACUGGAAAAUGCGAGCUGCAGCGGAUCUGCCACGGAUAUGAGCCUGGGGCACCAAGGACCACACGGAUCGAGAACUCCUUGAAAUCUUCAAAAAACAAGGUGCUGCAAGAUGCUGUGGAUGUGAAGGAAGAUGCAGUGGAGGGCUGUGUGACACAAAUCGUGAAAGAGAAGAAUAUCAAAGAGCAGAAAGAUCCCAAGUUUAAGGUGAAUCUUCAUCAGUGCCUCAUACAAAUAAGUGGCUACAACACCCUGUUCACGACAGUUGAAGAGCUAAGAAAAGUGACGUUUGACUCGGAAAAUGAAGAACAUGAGAAAAUGCUUCUUAAGUUGUGGGAUUUGCUGAUGCCGUCCGUUAAGCUGGAAUCUCGAGUCACCAAGCAGUGGGGCGACAUCGGGUUUCAAGGUGACGACCCAAAGACUGACUUCAGAGGGAUGGGCAUGCUUGGCCUGGUAAACCUUGUGUUUUUCAGUGAGAACUACAAUAAAGCAGCAUGGCACGUCCUGUCCCAUGCCAAUCAUCCCUCUCUGGGGUACUCGUACGCCAUAGUGGGUAUUAACCUGACUGAGAUGGCCUACAGUUUACUGAGGAGCGGUGCUUUGAAGCCUCACUUCUACAACACUGUGGCAGGGAAACCGCACAUGCACCACUUCCACCAGCUUUACUGUUACCUGGCAUACGAGUUUGAUAAGUUCUGGGUGGAAGAAAAGCCUGCGAGCAUCAUGGAGUUUAACAUCUACAGAGAGAAGUUCCACGACAAGGUGAAAGGGUUCCUUCUGGAGCCGGAGGUCUCCCUCAUCUUAAAGCUUGAAUCUAAAAAAUGCCCAGAUGACUGAGAGUCUUUUGUUCUGUGACUGAUUUAACCAAAAAAGAUGACUGAAUAAUAGCUUUGAAGCACAUCCCUCUCCUAUGCUUCCUGUUUUUAAACACAGUAACAAGUAGCAGAUUUAUAAACCUGAAGAUCCUUCCUGAGCACAAUGCUAUACUGUAGAGCCGAAUUCUCACCACUAUUUACUAGUAGGAUUUUUAUUUUGGACAUACUAUAAAAUGAUUAACAAUUCUCCUAAUACUUGAAAUUUGAGUUAUAUUUAUGGUUCCUGUCAGUUUCCUAAGUGUUCAUCUCAGGAAUUUGAUAUUUAUGACGAUAGGGAAAGUCGCAUAUGAUCCAAUUGAAACUUGUUUUAUGUUAAAUUGUCUUGCACAUGGACAAUUCAAUGUGUUUUUGCAUGUUUUAAUGCGUUCGCUAAUACGUUUAGCCCUACCGAACACUAGCUUUAUAACCGACAUUAACGGUUUGUUUAUGUAUUUGAUGUGUUAUUCUGUAAUCAGUAACAGUGAAAAUGCUGUAUGGUACUGGAGUUAUUUUUAAAGUCAUAGUUUGGCUUAAAAUUAUUAUAUAUUUUUUUUUAAAUCAGGGAUACUCUUUGCAGGUGUCUGCUAACAAAUAAGGGAACCUUAUAGUGUCUGAUUUUAGCAUUGUGCCCACACUUUCCUGAAAAAAAAAAAGAAGAUAUAAUUUACGUGUCAGCAUUGUUUUCAUUUUCGUUAUCAUUUUAGAGUUAGGUUCUCAUACCUGAGGCAUUGUUUGCACCAAGUAACACCAAACUAUGUGCUAAGGAAGACAAAAAAACAGCUUCAAGAUGGAGCUACUGAUGUAUUUCUCGCUGCAACAUCAUAAAGUGUAAUAGCAUCCAAGCAAAUCUGUUGAAUACUGAACAAUUUGAGGCGAGUAUGCGACGAUCUACACCUACAUGAUGCUGAACUGUAGAUGUCCACACUAGCAAGCGACAGGCAUGUGAUUGUGAUAUGGAGCCACGAUUUCAGCGACAGUGAAGCAAGCAACAUUUCCGAUUAUCCAAAUCGAAUUGGCUUGAAUGAUUCCUCCGACCAACACUACGGCGUCGCUUUUUUUGUUUUUUAUUUUUAAUAAAUUUGCAAAGAUUUCAAACAAACUUCUUUCACAUUGUCAUUAUGGGGUAUUGAUUGUAGAAUUUUGAGGAAAAUAAUGAAUUUAAUCCACUUUGGAAUAAGGCUGUAACAUAACAAAAGGUGGAAAAAGUGAAGCCCUGUGAAUACUUUCCUGAUGCACUGUAUGUGCAGUUAGUCCCCAGUGCAUUAGUUUGAUGCAUAAACAUAGAAGGAAAAUGUAGACUUGUGGUUUCAUCUCAUCUUCUCUUAUAUGACUUCAUAUUAAAUGUGCACAGAGACAUUUGAAGAAAAGAAAAGCUUUUAAGGAAGGAGCGGCGAUCGUCGGUGCGUCUGGCGAGUUGGCUUGUGUCUCUGAUCUGCCACGUAACUGUAAAUGUAAAUCAAACUUAAAUACCCCAAGUGCCGUGUAUAAAUUGUAUAGGGAGCUGUAUGCUGUACAUUUUGGCUACUACCGUUCUCAACAGAACUUAAAAAAUAAAAAACUGGACAGGCCACGCCCACCAGAGAAUCUACUGUACAGGCGACAUGAGCGACUUGGAUGAGACGACGAGUGACUUUAGAGUUAGCUUUCAUUGCAUAUUCGUCACAUUUGCCUCAUUACUUUAAAGAAGCAACCUGUGGACACCAAACACGUUCUUGGCUGAUCUGAUCGGCUACAUUUAUGUUGCAACACGUGAAUUAAAAUUUUUGGCCAAACUAUUGCUUUAAGUCUGCUAAACUUAACAAAGUAUAGGCGUUUAGCAGAGUUUAUGUAUCUAAUGUCCCCUGUAUUACAGUUGCUUUGUACAGCUGGCUACAUGGCUAAUGUUAAUAAAUGGAUUAAUG